Molecule: messenger RNA, 1578 nt
Organism: Melampsora larici-populina 98AG31
Lineage: Eukaryota; Fungi; Basidiomycota; Pucciniomycetes; Pucciniales; Melampsoraceae
Exons: 4
Coding region: 1-1578 (525 amino acids)
Source: RefSeq, a predicted model, not a curated record
AUGAUUGCCGGAAACAGCUUGAUGCGUCUCCCGCAAGAACCACUUGCGGUCAACAAUCCCUUGAUGGGAUUCACCACAUUUUCCGCGAAGUUUUUCGAAGUCAGAACUUGGCUAGGUGUGACUACGGAACCUGUGCGGCUCAGCACCUCGAUGGACUCAAGCCUGGACAGCUCGACAAUGUUAAGAUUCAACAAACGAGAAGAUGAACCCGCGGAACGGCCAACCACUGAUCAGCAAAAGCCGGAGAAGCAGAAGAAGAAGCUAAAGACGAAAGUCGAGAAGAAAAUGGAGAGUCAGAGCAGGCCACGGAGAAAUGCUACCAUUCCCGAUCACCCCCACGACAAAUCACUACAUGGGCCGAAGCGCACGAAAGAAGAUAGCAUGGCAUUCGACGGGUCACGGCACAAGAACAGGACGUCGGCUGAAGCAACUCAUAUGAUACAUGCUCCCAAUCAAGCUGAUCAUACACACUCGAUCUCAACUCACGAUUCACAAAGCAAGCUGAAUUUAGGAAAUCUUACUAGACUUGAUUUGAAGAAGACUAAAGACGGACGCCGGAAGAAGCCAUUCGGUUACGACCUGACCAACUCCAAGAACAGGAAUCAAACCAUGAAUGGAUCAACUCACAAGUCUUCCCGUCCUACGAGCCAGCCGAAGCACAUGAUUCAGGCGUCGAGUGAAGAUGAAAAGGCCAACCGGACAACUUCCUCCCACAAACCUGCGCCACAGAACUCUGAACUCAAGCCCAAGAAGAAGAAAAACGGACAAGGCGUGAUGAAGAACCAAUCGAAGAACCAGAACUCCACGUCAUUCGACCCCGAAAUCCACUCUUCAAGAAAAUCGAAACACACGGCGGAAACUUCGAACAAAGGCGCAAGUUCGCGAAACAUGACGACCAACAGGACGGGCAAGGACAAAGGGUCAAAGAAAAAGAUGACCAUGAAGAAAGGUAAAGCUCACAACUUGACUUCUCCGUCUAACUCUUCUUCUAGAAUUGUUCCAGGUCCCAGCGCGCCGGUCAGGAACGAAACACAGGUUCCAACGCCUGUUUCUCAAGCACCCAUCGAGACUCCUUCGCCGUCGCCAACGACUUCCGAGGCCACUACCGAGGCCACCCCCACAGCAACUCCCACCGCUACUCCCGAAUCCGCUUCCAGAGCUGCUCCAGACGGAGCCGCUCCCGGAAUUACUCCAGGAGCCACUCCGGAAGCCACUCCAGACCAAAGUCCGCAAGAUGGACCAGCAAGAAACGACGGGAUGCCGACGAGUAGCAAGAACGAUACAAUGGAUCAAGACACCCAAGCCGAGAAACCGAAAACAAGCCAGGCUUCGCCGGAUCCUAUGACAAGCUGGAUCAUCACGUUCAAAAUGAACGCCACGGAGGGGGCGAUCAUCAAGUACAACUACUCGCCAGUUCUGAAAGGUCUUGCUGCCUCGGUACCUGAUCGUAGCUUUACGGCACUCUCGAAAGACCCGAACAUCGAUUCAUUUGACCCGGAUACGGUCAUGAGCGCGCAACCGAACUUGGACGGGGGCGCAGUAAUGGGUGAUUCCGACGUGGUGUCUGAAGACGGUUAA